Panicum hallii is the source of this 1489-nucleotide messenger RNA. RefSeq names its product homeobox protein rough sheath 1-like. The transcript is spliced from 5 exons. Gene Ontology annotation, biological process: regulation of DNA-templated transcription. NCBI's taxonomy places the organism in Eukaryota, Viridiplantae, Streptophyta, Magnoliopsida, Poales, Poaceae. Gene Ontology annotation, cellular component: nucleus. Gene Ontology annotation, molecular function: DNA-binding transcription factor activity, RNA polymerase II-specific; DNA binding. The record is from RefSeq and is a predicted model, not a curated record. The coding region runs from base 133 to 1182 and encodes 349 amino acids.
ACUCUCCACGGCCGCCGCCAUUAGUGCUCCGUAGAGGGAGGGAGAGAAGCUACCCGCUCUUCCUGAUCGAGCUGCGUACACGCGCGAUCGAUUUCUCUCUCCUGGGUCGCUAGGGUUCGGCGUGUAUCUUCCAUGGAUCACGGCUUCGGGAAUCUCGGGGCCGGAGGGAGCAGCAGCGGGGGCUCCAACUCCGCCAAAGCGGCGGCGUCCUCCUCCUCCUUCCUGCAGCUGCCGCUGUCCACGGCGGCGGCCGCGGGGGCGGCCCCGGCCGGCGUCGCGUACUACGGCGCGCCGCUCGCGCUCCUGCACCAGGCGGCCGGGCCCUCGUCGUCGCAGUCGCCGUACGGCAGGCACGCGGCCGAGAUCUCGUCGGCGGAGGCCGAGGCCAUCAAGGCCAAGAUCGUGGCGCACCCGCAGUACUCGGCGCUCCUCGCCGCCUACCUCGACUGCCAAAAAGUGGGCGCGCCGCCGGACGUGCUGGAGAGGCUGACGGCCAUGGCGGCGAAGUUGGACGCGCGGCCGCCGGGCCGGCACGAGCCGCGCGACCCGGAGCUCGACCAGUUCAUGGAGGCCUACUGCAACAUGCUGGUGAAGUACCGGGAGGAGCUGACCCGGCCGAUCGACGAGGCCAUGGAGUUCCUCAAGCGGGUGGAGGCGCAGCUGGAAUCCAUCGCCGGCGCCGCCGUCGGCGGCUCCUCCGCCGCGCGCCUCUCGCUCGCCGAUGGUAAAUCAGAAGGGGUUGGUUCUUCUGAAGAUGACAUGGAUCCAAGUGGCCUUGAGAAUGAGCCACCUGAGAUUGAUCCACGAGCGGAGGAUAAGGAGCUCAAGUACCAGCUCCUGAAGAAAUACAGUGGCUACUUGAGCAGCCUCAGGCAAGAGUUCUCCAAGAAAAAGAAGAAAGGGAAGCUCCCAAAGGAGGCCAGGCAGAAGCUGUUACACUGGUGGGAGCUGCACUACAAGUGGCCUUACCCUUCAGAGACGGAGAAGAUUGCACUCGCAGAGUCGACUGGCCUAGACCAGAAGCAGAUCAACAACUGGUUCAUCAACCAGAGGAAACGGCACUGGAAGCCCUCGGAGGACAUGCCGUUCGUGAUGAUGGAAGGCUUUCACCCACAGAACGCCGCUGCGCUCUACAUGGAUGGCCCAUUCAUGGCUGAUGGCAUGUACCGCCUCGGUUCGUGAAUUGCAGCAGACCAUUUGAUCAGAUCGUCGGAAUAUUUCUGUAUACCAGGAUGCGUUGCAAUGCGAGGACAUUGUUAUGGAAUUUUUUGUUACCGUUUCCGCUGAUUCCCAAGGGCUCGCACUAGUGUUUAUGGCUUGUAGUUCUCCUGUAAUAUUGUUAAUUUCCGCUUGACGGCUUGUAAUUUAGGUGUAUUUUGAACUUGAAUGUCCAUGCAAGUACCCUGGUAGUUAAUUAGGCAGUCGCGUAUUUGUAUGAUUGUACGAUUCAGAUUGGUGAAACAUGUUCAGGUUGGCCUGUCUGAAUCAG